CAACCUCCAAGCAAACACCUCUUUCUUUCUCACUUUCGAUCACCUGCACGAUGACUGCUCUGGAUGAUGACGAAUGGGAAUACGAGUACGACGAGGUCGAGACUGAAGAUUUCUACAUACCCAUCGACCUGUCAAAUGUCCCCAGAACCCAGAAGAACGUGGACAACGAGCGCCGAACUGGCCAUCCCACACUACUAAAAAGCAGACUCCGCGCUCUCAACGCGCAGCGCGGCCAGCAGCAGGACGCGCCGGCAGUUGAAAAUGCCAACGGACAGGAGCCGGGAAUCGUGGGAGAAGCUCAGAUCACUGGUCUGCAUACUGAGAAUCCGCUCGUUAUGUAUAAUGGUCAGUUGCUGAGUCUGCAAUGGGCAUCAACAAUUGGCACGGAUAUGUUCUUCGCGAAGCCGGAUCCUGAAGCGGAGUCCGAAGGGCCACUGCGCUCGUUGCCGAAUGUGGAUCUGCUGGCUGUGAGUUCUACCAAAUUGAUUGCGAGGGUUGGACGGCUGCGGCCGCGAGACGAGGUGUUUGAGAAGGUCGAAGAGGCGGAGGGACAGACCACAGCCGCAGAGGAGACCGUGAGGGACGCACAAGAGUCAGCGAAGGUAUCAGAACCGCCGCCAUCUAGUUUUCUUGCGAAGUUGAAUGCUGCGAAGGCUAAGAGAGGAGACUCAACGCGUCUCGCGGUUUCCAGGUCUGGAGAGGGGUCGAGUUUGGUGGCUGAGGCGGCUGCAACUGCACCAGCAGCAAUGCAACCUGAGGGAAACGACAUUGAGAUGAGCGGUACUUGAUGGCAUCAGGCCCAGACAUGCAAAGAGCCAAGAGAUGGAGGUCGAGAUGCAGAGGGUGCAACCAAUCCCCCUGGAGUGUGAUCACAAUGCAGACAGAAUUGCGUACAAGAGUCGCGCUUUCCAAACAAACAUAGCGCCUGCAUCGAUUGCACAUA
Boeremia exigua is the source of this 943-nucleotide messenger RNA. RefSeq lists its product as uncharacterized. Lineage: Eukaryota; Fungi; Ascomycota; Dothideomycetes; Pleosporales; Didymellaceae. The record is from RefSeq and is a predicted model, not a curated record. Bases 51 to 788 code for a protein of 245 amino acids. The transcript has a single exon.